This is a messenger RNA of Letharia columbiana, 2010 nucleotides long. RefSeq lists its product as uncharacterized. The record is from RefSeq and is a predicted model, not a curated record. The transcript is spliced from 6 exons. Gene Ontology annotation, biological process: amino acid transmembrane transport. NCBI's taxonomy places the organism in Eukaryota, Fungi, Ascomycota, Lecanoromycetes, Lecanorales, Parmeliaceae. Bases 1 to 2010 code for a protein of 669 amino acids. Gene Ontology annotation, molecular function: amino acid transmembrane transporter activity. Gene Ontology annotation, cellular component: vacuolar membrane.
AUGCCAGGUCCAAAGGCGAAGAACCCCUUCAAUUGGGAAGACUACGAACGUGGGAGAUCGUCGAGCGUUGGCUCCGAGGGCUCCCUGGGUAGCCAUGUGCAAUUCGACGCUCCCUCACCUACACCUACAUCUGGACGACUCAACAUCUCUCAAAGGAAUGGUGGCGACCGCGAAUCCGAUGGUGACUAUGUGCGGCGUCGAAGAUCUUCCCUUUCCAUGCGAAUCAAUACUUUGGCUCAGGUUGGAGGCGUCAACAGCUUGGAAAACUUUGCCCGCUCGUGGUCUCGGGCUGCAGGCUUCGUUGAGAUACCCCCUCGGAGGCCUUCCUUUGUCAUAGAAGAGCGAAGAGAUGAUGAUUUGGAAAGGUCUCGAAGAUCGGAUGUACAGCCCUCGUCUGGAGAGGCAAGGUCAUUGCUGAGACAGCAGUUGGAACGGGAGGGAACUUCUUCCGAGGCAGUCCUCGACGAAGCACCCACUCCACAUCGGGAGGAUGAAGAAGCACCACCGCAGCUAGAAGUGGCUAAGUCGACGCCAGAUGGGGCUGGCGACAUCCUCGACCGGGCGCCACAUCUGGCCUCACCCUUUGCCUCCAGCUACGGUGGUGUAUAUGGAUCGCUGUCUUCACGAGCCAAUGCUUCAUCAUUGCGCCAUGCUGGGGAAUUGUACCACGAGCAGCAGGUUAAGGGUCGUCAAGAGCCGGACAUGGAACAAGAGCCACUAUUAGUUCAAGUAAUCGAACAGAAAGACGGCAAAAGAAUCCAGGUCGUUGUUGGCCGGUCGACCCUUCCUCAAACUGUGUUUAACUCUGUCAAUGUCUUGAUAGGUGUUGGCCUUCUCAGUCUACCCCUCGGGCUCAAAUAUUCUGGUUGGCUGGUAGGCAUGAUAUUCUUAUUGCUCGCUGCAAUCAUCACCAGAUAUACCGCUGGAGUCCUUGCGAAAUGUCUGGAUGUGAACACCUCGCUAAAAGGAUUUGCCGAUAUCGCCUACCAGGCUUUCGGUGAAAGAGCUCGGGUAGCUACAGCAUUCCUUUUUACAAUCGAACUUCUCGCAGCAUGCGUAGCUCUCGCAGUGCUCUUUGCUGAUAGUUUGGAUGCCUUGGUUCCUGGUUGGGGUCUAAUCGAGUGGAAGCUUCUCUGUGGGCUUAUCCUCAUACCACUAUGUUUUGUUCCACUUCGCUACCUUAGCGUCACAAGUGUUCUUGGGAUCAUUAGCUGUAUUGGAAUUGUCAUCCUGAUUUUCGUUGAUGGUGCUUUGAAAGCUCAUUCACCGGGCUCGCUGCGAGACCCUGCUCUGACAUCCUUGUUUCCACAACGAUGGUCAACAUUGCCAUUGAGUUUUGGCCUGCUGAUGUCUCCGUGGGGUGGACACAGCGUCUUUCCCAACAUCUACAGAGAUAUGCGGCAUCCACUAAAGUAUACAAGAGCUAUAAAUUACACCUACUUUUUUACAUAUCUUCUCGACGCCCUCAUUGCAGUUGCAGGAUUUUUGAUGUUUGGUCAAAAGGUCCAUGAUGAGGUAACGUCAAAUGUACUUAUGAGCAAAGGGUAUCCGCACGCAAUCUCCGUUUGCAUCGUUGUUUUCAUAGCUAUCAUCCCCCUUACCAAGAUACCUCUCAAUGCUCGUCCCAUCUACAACAUAAUCGAAAAAUUAGUCGGCCUCGACCCUCAAGAAAUGCCACGGGCGUCCGGCCUUCUUGGACUCUCAGGCUACACCCGCGGUUUCCUCAAAUUUGCGAUCCGAGUCUUUACUAUCGCCGUCAUUAUACUAAUUGCUAUUCUUGUACCAUCGUUCGACACGAUCAUGGCUCUCAUGGGUUCAGCGAUGGCGUUUAGUAUAUGCAUUAUUCUACCAUUAGCAUUUCAUCUCAAGUUGUUUGGGAAGGACUUGGGGAAGAAGGAGAAAGUACUGAAUUGGUUCUUGAUUGUUGUUUGCUCGGUUAUGGCUGUCAUUGGGACUGUAUGGGUGUUUCUGCCGAAGCAGAUGAGGGAGCGUAUGGAUGGCAUUACAUAG